Molecule: messenger RNA, 468 nt
Organism: Ilex paraguariensis (yerba mate)
Lineage: Eukaryota; Viridiplantae; Streptophyta; Magnoliopsida; Aquifoliales; Aquifoliaceae
Source: the annotation of a GenBank genome assembly
AUGAGAUUGCCACAUACAAAGAUUUAUAAGCACGGCCGUGAGAAGGAAAGAGAGAAAGGGAGAGAACAAGUCGUUCAGAGGGAAGAGAAAAAGGUAGGAAAAGGAAGGAUGAGAAAACAAAAUCGGCGGACUUGGCUUCAAUACCGAAAUGGCGUUGGUGGAUCAGUUCUGAUCGAGCAAUUCCUUCGUCUUCUCCACAGAUCAAGCUUCACUCCAUCGUCUUCUCCACUCAAGUCUGAUCGAGCAACUCCUUCUCCACUCAACUCCUUCUCCACUCAAUCUCUCUUUGCUCAAGCUUCACAUAUCUCCACUCGAUCUCUCUUUGCUCAAGCCCACUCGAUGCCUCUUUGCUCAAGCUUCACGGGUCACAGCCUAUUGUUCAAGCCUCAAGCUUCACCGGUCACAGUCUAUUGCUCAAGCUUCACAGGCCCUGUAUCAUAAUAGGUUGUUCAACGGCUGUUGCUGUUA